AUGCAAAGUUCUGUAAAAUAUAUAUAUCCCAAAAUAUGGCGUAUCCCUAAGGAUUAUAUAUCUAAAUGUAAUUUAAAACCCGAAUUGUACGAAAAUAAAAAUUGUAAGGACCAUAUACUUAAUGUUAUCUGCGGAUCACACCUCUUGCACUUCUCACCAUACGAUUCCGCCCUAAUCUUGGAUUUAUUGACAGAUAAAUUAGAUAAUAACACUAAAGUUUCAAGCUUGAAGAGUUCUGGAAGUAUAAAGUGUAAAUCUCACACCCUGUAUAAACCGGCAAUAAAGAGAAUAGUCGACAGUGUAGUUAACUACAGGACUGAAUUGUUCCCUUAUUUCUACAGAAAGUUCUCAGAAUUACACGAGAAAACAGCUCUAAAGUCAUUGGUGUCAACGAUCCUAGAUACAAAUAGCCUAAAGAGCUAUAAUCUAAAUGUACUGAUCGAUUUAUCAUACCUAACCUCGUACCAUAUACCAGCGAACUGUUUCAAUAACUCAGAAUUGGAAAAUACAAACGAAGAAUAUAAACUGUAUAGCAGAUUUUAUAGCGAGUUGCUAGAAAAUUUGACAAACCUGCUUUCCAAAAAUAGGAAUAGCUUGAAUAAAGUGUUAGUGUACAAGCUGUUUAACUGUUAUUUAGUGACUGAACUGCUGAAGAAUGACUCUUGGGAAUCACAGUACCUAAUCAGAAUUUAUUCAUCUUUGUUUAAACUGGAGUUACUGGAUUCCGAAAAGAAAAAUCUAAUUUACCGCUGCAUAGAGUUGAUAAUAUACCAGUUGAGUACCAAGGACCUUAAAUUGAUACUAUCGAUAAGUUCCAAAUUAAACGACAAGUAUAUUUAUAAAUAA
Molecule: messenger RNA, 846 nt
Organism: Theileria annulata
Lineage: Eukaryota; Apicomplexa; Aconoidasida; Piroplasmida; Theileriidae
Exons: 2
Coding region: 1-846 (281 amino acids)
Source: RefSeq, a predicted model, not a curated record